AUGUUGGACUCGUUCGAGAUCUUGACCACUUCGGGUGUCGUCGUCUGGUCGCGCACCUAUACGCCCAUCAACCCGUCCAUCAUUAACAACUUCAUCGCCGAUACCUUUAUUGAGGAGAAGAGCGGCGCAGUCGCAUUGAGCGACUCCAGAUCUGCCGCCAACAACCCGGCUUACAAAAGCGACCAGCAUACGCUCAAGUGGACAUUGGUUAAAGAAUUGGGCGUCAUUUUUGUCGCCGUCUACCGAUCCCUCCUCCACCUGUCAUGGGUCGACAAGCUCGUCGACAACAUCAGGACCAUCUUUGUCAAGCUCUACGGCGAACAGCUCACAAAGCCUCACACUACCCUCGUCGAGUGCCAUGCCUUUGACGAAUAUUUCGACCAACAACUCCAGGAGCUGGACCAGACCACCGCCAAGGGCGUACCCUCUGUGACGGUCGGCGCACUUCCUCUUGAGGAAAAAACCAUUUCAGGAAACCUAGGCGACGAACCUCCCGUUGCGCCGGGCUUGACUUAUAGAGGUCGCACCCUCAACAAUACCAAUGAACCUACAUCCCGCGACUCGACCCCCGCCUUGACGCCCAAUGGAUCGCGACCAACUACGCCCAGCAACAACCACCUCCUCGUGGCCAAGGGCCCCCUCAAGAUGUCGCGCCGCGCGCGCAAGGCCAAGAACCAAUCUUCUGCUCCCGUCUCUUCCGGAGACGAAGCGCCCAAGAAGAAGAAGGCGCCCAAGAAGGGGCGCAAGUGGGAUGCCGACGGCUUCGCGGAUGAGGAUGACGACGUGCAGCUCGACUACUCAGCCAAGGCGCACGCCACUAGCGAGUCCGAAGCCGAGGCGACAGGCCGAUCAACUGCUAUCGACGAGAUCGAUUCCAAUACCUGGGGUUCAAGGUCAAAGGGCAAGUUUGUGCUCAAGGAUCUCGGUGAUGAAGUGCACGAGAUCCUUGCGUCUGAGGCAGAAAAGGCCGCAGACGCAAAGUCGCAACCCAAGGCUGGUCUCUUUGGGUCUGGCGUCAAUGCCAUCAGCGGUCUCUUCCGCAACGUCGUAGGAGGCAAGACCCUGACCAAGGCUGAUCUUGACGCCGCUAUGAAGGGGAUGGAGGAGCAUCUUCUUAAGAAGAACGUUGCGCGAGAAGCUGCUGUGCGGCUAUGUGAGGGUGUUGAGAAGGAACUGCUCGGUGUCAAGACCGGUAGCUUUGAGAGCAUCAACACCAGGAUUCAGGCCGCUAUGGAGGCGUCGCUUACCAAGAUGCUCACCCCGACCUCCUCCCUGGAUCUCCUUCGUGAGAUUGACGCCAUCACGGCUCCAUCAGUCACAUCUAUGCGCAAGGCGCGCCCCUACGUCAUGUCCAUUGUGGGCGUCAACGGCGUAGGCAAGUCGACCAACCUCUCCAAAAUCUGCUUCUUCCUCCUUCAGAACAAGUACAAGGUCCUCAUCGCCGCCGGCGACACCUUCCGUUCUGGAGCUGUUGAGCAGCUUGCCGUCCACGUUCGCAACCUCAAGGAGCUGACGGCUCGUGAGGGUGGUCGCGUCGAGCUGUACCAAAAGGGUUACGGCAAGGAUGCAGCCACCGUGGCCAAGGACGCUGUCACCCACGCUGCGCAGGAGGGCUUCGAUGUUGUCCUUAUUGACACGGCUGGCCGGAGACACAAUGACCAGCGUCUCAUGUCGUCGCUGGAGAAGUUUGCCAAGUUUGCCCAGCCAGACAAGAUUCUCAUGGUUGGCGAGGCCCUCGUCGGCACCGACUCUGUCGCUCAAGCUCGCAACUUCAACGCUGCUUUCGGCGCCGUCCGAACCCUCGACGGCUUCAUCAUCUCAAAGUGUGACACGGUCGGCGACAUGGUCGGCACGCUCGUCAGUCUUGUCCACGCGACAAACGUUCCUGUGUUGUUUGUCGGCGUUGGCCAGCAUUACUCUGACCUCCGCAACUUUUCCGUCAAGUGGGCGGUUGAGAAGCUCCUAAGUAAUAAUUAA
Messenger RNA from Fusarium vanettenii 77-13-4, 1977 nucleotides. RefSeq lists its product as uncharacterized. The record is from RefSeq and is a predicted model, not a curated record. Gene Ontology annotation, cellular component: signal recognition particle receptor complex; endoplasmic reticulum membrane. The transcript is spliced from 3 exons. Gene Ontology annotation, biological process: SRP-dependent cotranslational protein targeting to membrane. The coding region runs from base 1 to 1977 and encodes 658 amino acids. Gene Ontology annotation, molecular function: signal recognition particle binding; GTP binding; GTPase activity. NCBI's taxonomy places the organism in Eukaryota, Fungi, Ascomycota, Sordariomycetes, Hypocreales, Nectriaceae.